This is a messenger RNA of Phalacrocorax carbo (great cormorant), 8623 nucleotides long. NCBI's taxonomy places the organism in Eukaryota, Metazoa, Chordata, Aves, Suliformes, Phalacrocoracidae. The record is from RefSeq and is a predicted model, not a curated record.
AAAUCUGGAAAGCCAAAGGGGAAGGAAAUAGGGCGCUGCCGGCCGGCAGGGAGGUGCGAGGCGGCCCCGGGCCAGCCCGGCCGGCGGUGCGCGGUGCGGUGCUCCCGGGCGCCCCUUCGGAGGUCAGCGGAGCGGAACGGAGCGCCCCGGGGCCGGCUGGGGAGCGGUGACGCUCCCGGCAACUUUCGCAGAAGAUUUUUGGCGCUUCAGAAAAUAAGUGGUGGGGCAGGGACCUGCCAAGCGGUUUCUAGCCGGCGUCUGGCAGGAGUAACCCAGCUUUGUCCAGCUUCUCGUCCCUCUUCGUCGGCUCCCUUCCAGCUGCAGCCCCUACUAGUUCCCACCAGGAACUCCGGCAGCCGUCGAGGGAGAGCGACCCAGACCGCUCUACAGCCGCAAAUCAUCUUUGAGGCGGGCGGAACAGGCAAGCAGCGGAGGCCGAAGCGCCCGCCCGAGCCCGGCACAAAACAUCAGGGAAAGUUUUGAAGGGAGAAGGACCUGGCAGGCUGGGGAGGAGGCGAGGAGAGCCGGGCUGAGCUGCAGGCGGAGCGAGGGUGCGUGGUCUGUCUGCUCCUCGUUUGCUUCUUCCUUCAGGCUGGCUGGGGCGAUGCAGUGCAGCUGGGGGAGCUCUUGGGAGCCGCUUUAAAAAAAAAAAAAAAAAGAAAGAAAAAAAAAGAAAGAAAAAACUCCUUCCUGGAUUUGAUUAAUUACAACAUUCCCCUCCUCAGAAGAUCUGGAAAAGAGGAGAGAGAAUCACCUAUCGCUCCCUCCGCCUUUCAGCAGCUGGCUCUACCCCCCACCCUCGCUACCCCCCCCUUUUUCUCCACCUCCUUCUCCUUUCCCCCAUUCGCUCCUGGGGCUGCGGCCAGAGCCUCGUCGGGAGGAGCGCGGGCGAGGACUCUCCCAAGUUGGCCCCAGUUGGCGGGACUCGGGGCAGCGCUCGGCGGCUCCCGCGGAACAAAGAAACCCCCUUUCCCGCAGGGGCCGGGGGGCAGCGCUGGGCUGGCCCCAGCCCUGCCCCUGCCCGGCGCCCCCGGGCUGGCCUUUCCCCGGACCCCCAGUGCGGGCGCGGCCGCCCCUUUUCCUGGAGAUCCUCGAGCAACCUGGCGAGGGGAAGCGGCGCUCCGCUCUCCUGCCCUCCCUACCGCCUUCCCUCGCUCUCGCCUUCCUUUUUCCCCCCUCCCCCCCCCCUUUUUAUUUUCGGCUUUUUCUUCUUAAAUUUCACCCCCAGGCGGCCCCGGUCCGGGGGGUCCCUUCAUCCGCCCCCGGGGCGCCGGUGCCCGGCGCGGAGCGGGGCGUAUGGGGCGGCGUUUCGGGAGGCUGUCGCCUGCUCCCCCGCCGGAUGCUGCCUGGGCUGUUUUGGCUGCUUUUCUUUGCCGGCGAUGAAGGCUCUGCCUUGAAGAUGGAAAUGAUCUGGUUUUUACUCCUGUCUCUGGUGCCGGUGUACAGCGGGGGACAAGGGGUUUACGCUCCUGCUCAGGCCCAAAUCAUCCAUGCUGGGCAGGCGUGCGUGGUGAAGGAAGACAACAUCAGUGAACGUGUUUACACGAUUCGGGAGGGGGACACGCUGGUCCUGCAGUGUCUGGUCACAGGACACCCCCGGCCACAGGUGAGAUGGACCAAAACUGCUGGCAGCGCAUCGGACAAAUUCCAAGAGACGUCAGUGCUUAACGAGACCCUUCGGAUUGAGAAGAUCCAAAGGCUGCAGGGGGGCCGCUAUUACUGUAAAGCAGAAAAUGGGGUUGGGGUCCCUGCCAUCAAGUCCAUUCGAGUAGAUGUGCAGUAUCUAGAUGAACCUGUUCUCACCGUUCACCAGACGAUCAGUGAUGUACGUGGCAGCUUCUACCAGGAGAAGACUGUCUUCCUUCGCUGCACUGUCAACUCCAACCCACCAGCUCGCUUCAUCUGGAAACGGGGAGCUGAGACGCUUUCCCACAGUCAGGACAAUGGCGUGGACAUCUAUGAACCCCUCUACACACAGGGUGAAACCAAAGUCCUGAAGCUGAAGAACCUGCGGCCCCAGGAUUACGCCAGCUACACAUGCCAGGUGUCUGUCCGCAACGUCUGCAGCAUCCCUGACAAAUCCAUCACCUUCCAGCUCACAAACACCACAGCCCCACCUGCUCUGAAGCUGUCUGUCAAUGAGACACUGGUGGUCAACCCUGGUGACAACAUCACUAUGCAGUGCUCUCUGACAGGCGGUGACCCACAGCCAGAGGUGGUUUGGUCUCACUCUCCUGGCCCAAUGCCUCCCAACAGCCUUGUGCAAGGAGGCAAUCUCACUGUCUGGAGGAUCCGCGUGGAGGACUCGGGCUACUACAAUUGCACGGCCAUCAACAAUGUGGGGAACCCGGCAAAGAAGACAGUGAACCUGCUGGUCCGGUCCAUGAAGAAUGCUACGUUCCAAAUCACCCCUGAUGUGAUCAAAGAGAGUGAGACCAUCCAGUUAGGUCAGGACUUGAAGCUGUCAUGCCACGUGGAUGCUGUCCCCCAGGAGAAGGUUGUCUAUUCCUGGUUCAAGAAUGGGAAACCAGCCAGGUUUUCAGACCGGUUGCUCAUCACCAGGAACGACCCCGAGCUCCCACCUGUGACCUGCAGCUUGGAGAUUAUUGACCUGAGGUUCAGUGACUAUGGCACCUACCUGUGCGUGGCUACCUUCCAGGGAGCACCCAUUCCUGACCUCAGUGUGGAGGUGAACAUCUCCUCAGAGACAGUGCCACCAACCAUCAGUGUCCCUAAGGGCCAGUCAACAAUCACCGUCCGGGAGGGAUCCCGGGCUGAGCUGCAGUGUGAGGUUCGAGGGAAGCCCAAGCCUCCCAUCAUCUGGUCCCGGCUAGAUAAGGAAACCCCCAUGCCUUCAGGGACAAUGACAAUGGAGACAUACGAUGGGAAGUUGCGCCUGGAGAGUGUGAGCAGAGAAAUGAGCGGGACCUAUAAGUGUCAGACAGCCAGGUACAACGGCUUUAACAUCAGACCCCGGGAAGCCCUGGUGCAGCUCAACGUGCAGUUCCCCCCCGUGGUGGAGCCGGCCUUCCAGGACGUGCGCCAGGGCAUGGGGCGCAGUGUCACCCUGCGCUGCACCAUGCUGAAGGGCAGCCCCAUGAAGGUGGCCACCUCUGUCUGGCGCUUCAACGGGACCCUUAUGGCACAGCCCCUGGCAGAGCAGCAGGACUACUCGGAGCUGAAGGUGGACAGCGUGAGCCGGGAGACCAGCGGUAGCUACGAGUGCAGCAUUUCCAAUGAUGUGGGGGUCUCCACCUGCCUCUUCCAGGUGUCUGCAAAAGCUUACAGCCCAGAGUUUUACUAUGACACUCCCAACCCCACCUUGAGCCAGAAGCAAUCCAAGAAUUACUCUUACAUCUUGCAGUGGACACAGAAGGAGCCUGAUGCUGUGGAUCCCAUCCUCAAGUACCGCCUAGAAAUUCGGCAGCUGGCUCAGAGAAACACCAUCCAAACCUUCAUUCCUGUGCAGAAAAUGGAGAAAGGCCUGUUGCUGGAGCACAUCUUGCCCAACCUGAAAGUGCCUCAGAGUUAUGAAGUUCGCCUGACACCCAUCACCAGCUUUGGGGCUGGGGAUAUGGCUGCCCGCAUCAUCCGGUACAUGGAACCAAUCAACUAUCCCAACCCAACAGAUAACACUUGCCGCUUUGAGGAUGAGAAGAUUUGUGGCUUCGUGCAAGACAAGAUGGACAACUUCGACUGGACCCGGCAGAACGCCCUGACCCAGAACCCCAAGCGCACCGUCAACACAGGGCCACCCACGGACAUCAGCGGUACACCGGAGGGUUAUUACAUGUUCAUCGAGGCAUCCCGGCCCCGGGUGACAGGAGACAAAGCCCGGCUCAUCAGCCCCCUCUACAAUAUUACUGCCAAGUAUUACUGUGUCUCCUUCUACUACCACAUGUAUGGGAAGCACAUUGGCUCCUUGAACCUCCUAGUUCGUGUGCGGAACAAGCGAGCCAUCGACACCCAGGUCUGGUCGCUCAGCGGGAACCGGGGGAACAUGUGGCAGCAAGCACAUGUGCCCAUCAACCCGCCUGGGCCCUUCCAGAUCAUCUUCGAAGGUGUCCGGGGCACAAGCUAUGAGGGGGACAUUGCCAUUGAUGACGUCACUCUGAAAAAGGGGGACUGUCCAAGGAAGCCAGUUGGACCAAAUAAGGCGGUUGCUCUUCCAGGAAGCGGAGUCCCGGCCCAGCACAGCCCAUGUCUUUGUGGCCCAUUGACUUUCUUCCUUUACGUGCUGCUCAGAUGAUGGCAAGCGAGCACUCCUGUCUUUGGACUGAGACAUUCCUGCUCCUUUCGUACUCAGCCACCUCUGCUCCUCUUCCUCCCCUCCUCACUGGCACACCAAAGUGUCCAUAUGUUACCAAAGACUGACAGGCAUGACCACGCAAAGGGAUCUGGUUCAGAACUGGAGCACUCCUUGAGAAAGUCUUAAUGUCUAGAACGAAAUUUAAAAAUAAAGGCAAAUUUUUUUUUAAAGCACGUGCGUGAGAGGAGAGAGGAAGGAAGGAAAGAAACAGAAACACAAAGAAAAGAAGGAAUGAAAGACAAAAAAAUAGGAAUGAAGAAAUGUGAAGAGCAAAUGAAGGAGGAAAAGAACACCCCUCUGUUUCCUUGGGAAUGUCGGACAGGGCUUCCUCAGGGAAGUGGGAACUUGUUUUAAACAAACAAAAAUAUAUUAAAGCACAAAUUUCUACCAGAACAGUUACCUUCUUUACUGCAGAGCCCACAGCUUGGUGGAUGACAUACUGCAGUACUCCCCUUGUCUCCUCAUGCUUUCCCACUGGCUGGGGCUGCCCCGCUCCAGCUGCAGCUUCCUGCAGUAACGCCAGCCUCAACCUUGGGCAGCAGCUGCCCUGCGUGCCAGUGGCCAGAACAUCUUGCCUCGCACCGCAUGUGCUUCAGUGUCUCCAUCCAUCGCAUCUUCCAGGCUUUCAUGUAUUUAAUUGCCCCAUGUGGUUUGCUUUGGCCUUUCCCCACUGCUGUGUGCUUCUCACCCAUCAGCCUGAAGAAGAUAGAGGAGGAAUGGACCCAUCACAUGGACCACGCUGAGUGGUGGAGAAGUCCUGGCUGGAUCUGGCUGCAGUGUUGGCCUCUGAGCGCCUCUUUCUCUCUCUCAGCACUCUUGCUGGGUAGAGAAACUAUGAGAGCAGGUCUGAGCUGCAGACAGAAGGGUGUCUCUGUGGGACUGAGAGAUGGGGCAGGGUGGAAUGUAAUGGGAAGCAGAGAGCAGUUACACAUUGGCUUCCCUUUGUGAAUGCUGGGAUGACAGUCGUCUCAGCCCUAAGCCCAGGAUUGCUUCUCUGCCUCUCUUUUGUUACCUGUUUAUUUUGGUCUUCUAUUCCAUUGCUUAACUUCCCCCACCUCAAGCUUUUUGGAUUAUGGGAAAAGUCAGUCAUUUAAACCUUCUUCAGUCAGACAGCGGGUCCUGUGCCCAUGACCCAGCCCCUGGGCCAGCAGUUCAGGCAGCUCCAAUACUGCCCUCUCAACUUCUGAGGCCUUUUAGCGCACACAGUGCGUUAGAUGCAGAGUGGGUGAAGUGUGGCAACAGCAUCAUUCCUCAGGGGUGAGGUGGUUGAGUUUUGUAAGCAUGUGUGGUCUUGCAGGCACUCAGCUUCCACUGCCAAAGUAGUGGGAAGACGAGCUGAAAGGUGGAACAGGCAGGAAAGUGCUGCAAGACGGACGGAGUCAGGAAGCUUGACCCCAAAAAGGGACUUGUGCUGAACUGUGGCCCUGUUUGCCACUGAGGAACAGGGGAACAGGGAUGGGGAAAAUGCACCUUUUUCCUGCUGGCAUCAUGAAAGCGUAAAGCUGGUGCCUCUCUCUGCUGCAGACCUGCAGCUGGUCUGGCCUGACCUCCUCAGGGUGGAGGCACGUGCUGCUACAGAUGAACCCCCAGGAGAAGGGUCUGCCCUGCACCAGCCAAGUGGGAGCUGUGAUAGCCUUGUUGCAACUGGAAGCAGCUCUGGGCAUGGCUUGUCUCCCUGCACAGGGCAGAGUUAGUACCACAUGACUGUGAACACAAUUUGGCAGUUCAGUUAAGCGGGACUCUUCCCCCUAAGGGACACUCCCUCCAAACUCCAAAUCUGGGGCAGCACAGAUGUACAAUGAGCUAGCUCUCUCAACAGAGCCCCCAGCACUCAUGCUCCUUACUCAUUUCUGAUUAAUGUAUCAGCUUCUCUGAGAGAACUGUGUUUGUCUAAAGUCACAUGAAUGUAUUAGCUGUUUCCUGCAUUGCUCAGCCCCCAGAAACACUAAUGCUGCACUAAUGCUCCCUGGCCACCAUUGGAGAGAGAGAAAGGACAUCAGCUCUGAGGGACAAGAGGACCGCCUUCACAGGAGGCCUUGCAAGACAGUGACAGGGGAUGAUAUGGGUCUCCCUUGCUCCUCUUGCUUUUCUCUACUCCUGAGAAUGAGAACUGUGUCUUUUCUGUCUCCAACCCCUCCAGAGCCCAGACCUCAAUCACACUGCAUAUUUGACUGGGAGACCUGUGGCUGUGUCCCAUAGCCAGGCAGCGUUAUGGGAUGCUGUGGGUGCAGACAGCGAUUCAGAUUCUUGCUGUCUGUUGCCAUUUUUGCGGGCAGCCAGUGCCACGACCAUCUUUUAGCUGAGUUCUUUCAGUCCUAUGCUAUUCCUUUCCUCCAUGCUUGUUGGAGGCCAGAAGUCAUCAUCCCACACCUGAUAAGAGUCCACUUUCACUCCUAGGGGAAAGAGGAUGCUCUCUGGGGGCCCUUGGGUGCUUCAUGAAAGCUCCUGAUCUGAUAGCAGAAAAACAUUUGUGUUACGUUGCUGGUUCCAGGGGGCUUCUGCUGGGCAGAAGGUGGAGACAGGAGAAUUUCCCCAUCGGUAAAAGGUAGCCCAGGGCAACCAUGUCACCUUCUAGGCUCUGAGGCAGAGACCCUUCUGCUGGCUGCUUAGCCAGAGUUGCACAGCAUGUUUUGCUGAUAUUUAGUGGCAGCAGAGGUGCUGUGGGGACGUGCAGCCUGAGGGCUCAAGAUCACAGACAAAGCAUUGUCUGUUAGGCAAGCGUCAGCAAAGGGGCACCAUAUUUUUAGAAAGGGACACCUGCAGGGAGGGUGUCUGUGCCCUGCUGCCAGCUCCUGUGAGGAAGGAUGUAAGUGCCUCACCAAGCCAACCCGCGGUGCAAGAGAGGAAGAAGCCCAUUGGUGGCAGUGGGUUCAGGGCAGAGCAAGCAGAUCGCCCCAGCCAGAGGUGAAACCUUCUCCUGCUCUCAGGUGUGGGCCCAUCAGCUUCAGUAAAAGUCUCAGGGAGCCCGUUCCCACUUAGACCUCUGCUCCUGUAUCUCUGGCUAGAAAACAGCUGGUGGUGAGUUUGGGGGAGAGUCGUUAACCCAAGUGCCUCAGCUUGUCAGAAGUACUGAGGACGAAAGGAAGGACCUCAUUUCCCUGGCAGGUGUGCUGAGAGAGUGUAGCAGAGAAAGGAGGCACUUCAGCAAGGAUGAGAAGCUGUGCAAUGAUGGGGCAGGGAGGGGGAGGCAGUGUCCCUCCUCUCUGGGGGUAGUGGUAUUUGUGGUUUGCUACCCCACACUUGAGGGGGCAAUUCUUGCAGUGGUAAUGCAUCCCAGGUGAAAUAUAAAGCCAUGCUCCUUACCCCUUGCAAUUAAAGAUCCCCUCACACUUUUCAUGGUGUUCUGGCUAAAUUACAGUCCUUAAACUUAAUUACAGACUGUCUUCUAAAAUAUCUGUUGCAGUUCCAACAUUAUGUUUCUGUUCCUGAUGUUUUAUGUUGCUCUGUGCCUAUCAAGUAGCUGCUUUAUUCCACUGCAGAAGUGGCUGCAUUUCAGUGAUGGUGGAGAUUAUUCCUGUACAUAGUAUGAAAUUCCCUGCAGAAGAAAAGUGCAAUAUAAAUUUAAGAGACUGCUUUUAUUUACAAGGAGACCUCUGCUUGGUAGUUGUAGAAAUACAUUAAGAAGAAUGCUGUGUGGGUGUUAGCCGAUAUAUACUCGAUUUCUUUUUUUUUUUUUUUUUUUGGAUAUAAAACAGAAACUAUGUGAGUGUGCAGGCUCCUGGGUAUAAGUUGUAGGUAUUAGAAGCAGUGAAUGCUACUGUGUAGUUACAAGUGGGACUUACAAAGAAACUUUCAUUUGAAACCUCUUCUUGUAGUUGUCCAUUGUAUUCUGAAAAAUAUACUUUUUUAAUUAUAAUUUUCCACAGUUCAGUGCAAGUCCCAAUAACAGGUCAUCAACAGGGCUUUAAUUCAUGGCUUUUAACAAUAUGAACUUCCAUUCCUACUGCUUGCUCUGAAAAGGAGCUCCUGUCUGGUAAUAGUAAUAGACUAUGUUUCUUCCACAUAGAUCAGCCACUGGAAAGCGAUGGAACUAAUAAUAUGUUUCAUUUGAUGUGGAGUUAAGUAAUUUGGAACGCCUGAGUGCAACUCUUCCCAGCUGUAUGGGAGUGAAAAAUGUUUCAUCUGUAUGAAAAACUUUGUGUAGUGCACAAAUGGUUCGGAAACCCCUAAAGUGAAGUGUUGUGAUUGGCAUGCAUGCAGAGCUGCCCCAGCAAAGCUGUACAGCACGCUGCCUGAAGAGCAGCUGUAGCAGCAGUGAUACGGAGCCCUUCUUCUGGGACGUAGCUUUCUUCUGGAAGGAAAUAGGGUGACAAU